This is a messenger RNA of Aspergillus niger, 1632 nucleotides long. RefSeq lists its product as uncharacterized. Gene Ontology annotation, biological process: protein sumoylation. Gene Ontology annotation, molecular function: zinc ion binding; SUMO ligase activity. Bases 1 to 1632 code for a protein of 543 amino acids. Lineage: Eukaryota; Fungi; Ascomycota; Eurotiomycetes; Eurotiales; Aspergillaceae. The transcript has 6 exons. The record is from RefSeq and is a predicted model, not a curated record.
AUGGCCUCUACUGGUCAAUUUUCGGAUACACAAAGCCUUGUUGCCCUAGUCAAGACAUUGACCAAUGCGCAACUUAAGGAUAUACUCAGGAACGAAGGACUUGCUGUCUCAGGAGUGAAAGCUUCGUUGCAGCUACGGAUCAUUGACUACAUUGAGAGACUCAACCAAGGAGGCCAUGUUGAACAGUAUGAUGACUUGAGAAAAUUUAUCUAUGCUACGGCACGUCGGCCAAUACCUAUGUCUCCAACCACACAAGCAGUCCCCGGCCAACACUAUCAACCACAUACCGUCAACCAACCUUUGCACACGCAGCAUAGACCAUCACCUUUGAGCAUACCAAUGCCACCACAUGGACAAACAUCUGGUACUCACUUAUAUUCUCAUCUACUCCGAGGCUGCGAUGGUUUCUCACUAUCAUACAGGUCGUUUAACCUUCAAAGACAGCCCAUUCUACACCGUUAUAGAGCCAUUGACUUCUGCCUCGGAAUGCAAAGCGUGGAACUCAAAGUUAUCCUCACACCAACCGUAGCGGCUAGGCUACAAGCGGAUCCCAACAUUCGGGUGAUGGUGUAUUGUGCUGCAGACACUGGUCUUAAUCAGUAUACCAAAUCCGACAUCGCAUUUCCUCACCAAGUCGAACUAAAGGCCAACCUGGAUGAAGUGAAAGCCAACUUGAGAGGCUUGAAAAAUAAGCCCGGUACAACAAGGCCAGCAGAUGUAACGCAAUAUAUUCGCAAGAAACCAGGCUACCCGAAUAAUAUUGUCUUGACAUACGCCCUUACGCAAAAGCGCUUUUUUGUUCUGGUCAACCUUGUCCAGCGACAUCCAGUCGAAGAGCUUGUUGACGAAUUGAAAAGGAGGAAGACAAUCUCGAAGGAGCAGGUCUUACGAGAGAUGAGAAGUAAAGCUGGCGAUUCAGAUAUUGUCGCCACGUCCAGUGUUAUGUCGCUCAAGUGCCCUUUAUCGACGCUCCGAAUAGAGGUUCCCUGUCGUUCUGUAAUCUGCACACACAAUCAGUGUUUUGACGCAUCUUCGUUCUUGCAACUCCAAGAACAAGCCCCAACUUGGUCGUGUCCUGUCUGUUCUAAAGCGACGAGUUUUGAAUCGUUGCAGAUUGACCAGUACGUCGAUGAUAUACUUCGUUCAACUUCUCUAGAUGUUGAACAAGUUAUCAUAGAGCCAGAUGGUCGAUGGUCUAGCCCUACUCAGGAAGACUCUGCCAAAGUGGGCGGAUAUACUCCGGCGACAGAUGAUGACGACGAGUUGAUAGAAAUAAGGGAACCCGGGGUUACGCCCAUCAAGCGAGAGUCCUUCCCACCGCCAUCUUUCUUCGUACACCAAACACCUACUCAGUCCCGAGAACCCUCAGCGACAUCGUCUGCAGCUUAUUUGUCGACAAACAAGCGUAAUGCUGCCCAGGUGAUCGACCUUACGGGAAGUGAUGAGGAGGAUGACGCUCCAGUCAGACCUGUAAAACGGCCAGCGUUUAACCAGAUGAACCGACCCUCGUCUCAGCAGGAUUUCUGCAACCCUUACAGCGGUGGCUAUGCCAACGGAGACAUUCAACUACCCAGCCAGCCUAGUUCUGAUUUUCUUAAUCAUGCUGGUGGCUAUGAUGCACGCAGUUAUUGA